Limulus polyphemus (Atlantic horseshoe crab) is the source of this 11287-nucleotide messenger RNA. RefSeq names its product serine-rich adhesin for platelets-like. Lineage: Eukaryota; Metazoa; Arthropoda; Merostomata; Xiphosura; Limulidae. Bases 237 to 7610 code for a protein of 2457 amino acids. Gene Ontology annotation, biological process: intracellular signal transduction. The transcript is spliced from 18 exons. Gene Ontology annotation, cellular component: cytoplasm. Gene Ontology annotation, molecular function: protein binding; guanyl-nucleotide exchange factor activity. The record is from RefSeq and is a predicted model, not a curated record.
CAUGCUGUCGAAUCAGUGUUGGAUUUCAUGUUACUGGUGGUGUAUUUUAAGUAAUAUGAUUAAGAAUAUUGGGAUUAUAUACAACUAGUGUUCGUGACAGGGGCUUAAUAAUUAAGACCUACCUUGAGUUUUAAGAAGAUGCAAAUGGAUGCAGAGUCAAGUGAUUAAACAGAUGAAAAGUCCACAUGAAAUACAGAAAAUGGUAUGAAAAAAAAGGAAAGAGUGAUCGAUAGAAGAUGUCAAGCAACGUUGACACGACUACUUUGAUCAGUCUUACCCGGAACAGAAAUAAACUUAUGCGUUUAGCCCAAGGCAUAAAGACAAAGAAAAAGCCCGGCAGUAAGAAAAGUAUCAACCUGAAACUAGACCCUGCUUACACGAACAUAGAACAUUUGGUAUUCGGCACUUAUCGACCUCGAUCCACUACACCUGUAGUGGAAGACAAGAGUAAAGGAGAUAAUAAGACUGACAGCUACGAGCAAAUAGAAAAUGUUACUGUGGUGCAGGAUGAUGUUUGCAGCAAGGACGACGACCCCAGCAUAUCGUAUGAGAGCAUUGCUUGUAGCUUAGAGGUACAAUCGAGAGAUGGCGCUACGGGUCAGUCAACUGUGAAAGAAAGUGAACAUUCCGAGUUUGAAACAAACGGCAGUGUGCUCCAGGCAGCUACACGUCGAAUCUCCCCAGAGAUCCCCGAGGGUUGGAACGGGAAAAAUGAUCAUACCACUGUUUCUACUUCCUUUUUUAAAGGUAGUGAAAGAGAUGACGAACAACUGUCAAUACUUACUUUGGAAAGAGAUGUUUGUAGCGCAGAUGAACAAAAUUGGUUAGCAAAAACAGUUAGAAGGGGCAGUGAAAGACUAACUGAUAAUGGUUUUCCGUGUGAACGUGGCGAUAUGGAGCAUAUAUUACAUAUGGGUGAUAGUGAAGCAGUGGAUAACGACUUACAUCCUACUCUUAACCAUUCAUCUGUAAAGCCUGACAAUGAAACUUUCACGGAGGACCAGUGUGGAGCAUUUAAAACAUCUGAAUCUAGCUUCUGUAGUGAAGAGUUGGGUGAUUCUUCCUGUGAUAAUUUUGCUAAUGCUGUGAAUUACACCGAUGACUCGCAGUUUUUUGUGACUCCAGACAGCUCAUAUUUAAGCUUAAAUAGAGAGGACCAUGAGGAAACUGAUGGUGCUGAGGUUUUUUGCACUCCAUGUGGAAAUUUUAAUGGAGAAAAUUUUAGAGAGCCCGAAAAUGUAAUACAAAGUAAUGAAAAUAACGAAAGUGACAACAAAGUGUCUGGAACGCCUAUUAGUAGUGGCGAUUAUAUGUGUGUGACUGCAACAAAAUCAUUUAUGUCCAACCUAAGAAAUGAAGAUACUAUCAACACAAGUAAACAUAGGACUCCUACCAGGCAUAAUAAACAAAUCUUUCAAUCUACAGGCACUGUGAAAAAACAGACUAAGAGAAUACCAAUCAUAGAAAGGGAAGUUUAUCAUUCAGUAGGAAGUUGCCCACUUAACAACCAUAUUAAUGAUUCUCAUUGUAUUGAUAAGACUAAAGUUAACUUAACACCAACAGUAAAGAAAAAAUUGAGUAAUGAAAACGUAGAACUUUUCAGGACUAAUUCUAAUAGACAGAACAUAAAAGGUGAUGUGACAUCUAGUAUUGAUGAACUUCUUAACAUGCAGAAGGAAGGAAGUACUUGUGUUAGAGGCUCUAGCAAGCUAUGUGGUAGACCUAGUUCUGUACCUACAGGAGUUCUGUGUGAUUCAGAUUCUAACUCUUUGUUACAUAGCCAGUCUUUUCCUUGCAAGUCCUCUCUCAGUAAGUUUCAGAAGUUUCGGUCAACAUCUAUUUCUGAUAAUUCUAAAAUUAGUUUAGAAGGAAAGAAAAGUUCUGAUAAAACAGGCUCUCCAGUUCUUCUGACAUAUAGGCCUCUGUCUUCAACAGCAAAGCUAGAAGAAACUCAUCGAAACAAAUGUGACAAUAGUCAAAUAGCAGAUACAUCUUCCUUGAAAGUAUUAAGAACCCCAACAGAAAAGUCAUUUGAAAACCAAUCAAAACAUUCUUCAGGUAUUCCUAAACCCAAAAUUCAUGUUAAACGAACUUUAACACCCUUUAGCUCACCACAAAUGUUUUCAGCUUCCAAUUUGGUUACAAAAGAAAAACCUGCUAAUGAAGAACUUUGUGACUUAAAUGAUGAUGUAAAUAUUUCUCUAGAUCACUCAGGGUUUUUUAGAACCAAGAGUAUUUCAUAUGGUUUCAGGAAAAAAUCAGAUCAAACUUUUCGUAAAGCUGCUUCGGUAUGUGAAAAGUCGAAGGUUAAACCACCAAACAUUCCAACUAUAAGAAAUCUUAAGAUACCCAAACAUGGAGACUAUAUUUCUGAUUCUAGAAGUUCCAUUUCUUCAUCAACUGGAGAAUUUAAAAAUGAAAUUUCAUCUGCAAGUCAGAAACAAGAAAAAUCUGUACAAAAGAAUAGCAGAGUAUGUGGUGAAGCUGUUACAUGUAAUAUUACAGUUACUCCACCAUCUUAUAUAGAAAAUGAUGCUAUGGAUAUUAAUCAUACAAUAGGAGGUAGAAAGAGUGUUAAUGGAAUUUCAUCAAGUUUAGGAAAUUUUAACAAGGCACCAUCUAGGUCAUCUUUAAAUGAGUGUCAAUCUAAUUUAACAUCUAAACCUAUAUCAAAAUCACCAUUAUCUAGCUCAAGUUCAAGCCUAACUGGAUCUAAGACCAGCCUUUUAUCAAAAAAUGAUGUUUUGAGUUCAACAAAAAUCAUCAAGAAGAUAACAAGAAAUGACCAGACUGCUCACCAGUCAAGUUCAGAAUCUUUAAAGCAUUUGAAAUAUGGAAUGACAGUGCAAAAAUCAUAUCAAACGGAUAAAAUCAAACUUCCUUCAUAUUUAGGAUCUUGUACAAAUCAUGACAUGCUCCAAAACACAUCCAAAGAUGAACAGGACUUUACCAAAUUUUCAGUAAAGACUAAAGUUGACCUUGAAUAUGGAGAGAAAGAAAGCAAACUUGUUCAGGGUUCUUGCCAUAAUCACUCUGGAAUUCCAGUUCCAUCUUGUAACGAAAUUAACAAUUCAAAAAAAGAAACUUUAAGAAGAACAAACUCUGCUUCUAAAAAUAGUUUUAAUAUUAAACCUCCAGUCCCGAUUAAGCCCACCAAAAUUCAUAGCCCUCCUGUAGUCGAUAAAAAGUGUAUUUUGACUAACUUCAGUGUUUCCAACCAAACAUUAUCUACUAAUGAGACAGUUCAGAAAUCAUAUAAAAAGUCAGAUACUAAUCUUUCUUUCAUGAGAAACUUCACAAAUAAGAACCAUUUCUCAAAUUCUGAUAACUACAAAUUCCAGCAUGUUCCUGAAACCCCCAAAAAUAGUAAAAAUGGUACAGUUUUAAACAAUGAUAGUAUUGGAUCAGUUUCCCAAACCUCAAAUAUUGAUGAAAUAGAUGGUUAUAAAGUAAAGGAUAAUGAAUUUUCUGGUACCUAUUUAGCUCCCAGUGACAGUUGGCCAUUUGAAACACACCCAAGUAUAUCAAACUCUUCUCCGAGGUCCUCAACCCAAUUAUGUAACAGUGCCAAUAUAUAUCCCAAUUGUUGUGUAGAUUGUCAUCAAGACACUAGCAUGAUAAAUCAUAAGACUUCCAGGUCCUUAUCUGUGGAUAGUGGUUAUCAAAAUGUCAUCAAUACACAGGAAAAGUCUUUUAAAAAGUAUAAUCAUGGCCAAACUUGUGAUCCCCUUCAAGAUAUUUGCAGAAAAGUUCAUGGAGAGAACAUUCGUGAUACUAAAGAGGCAACACCCUCACGUGUUAUUAAAAGGUCAGAAUCUUUUGAAGAAUGGGCUGUUGAACACUUAAAAGCUUUGAUUUCUCCACAAGAUCAAGAAUUCAACCAAGUAACUCCUCCUCAAGUAUUCCCAAAGAAUAAUCAUGGAAAUGAGGUUCCAAAUGACUUGGAUAAUAAAACACAAGUGAAAACCAUAAGAAAAUUAAAUAAGAAGAGCUAUUCUGUUCCAAACAGAAUGAUUCAUAAUGCUACAGGUGUUAGAAAAAACCCAUCUUCAUGUCUGCCUGUUAGGUCGCUUUCCUUGAGCUCCAGCCCUCUUCAUUAUAAGAUGGCUUCUAGCUCUAUUAGAGGAUUUGAUGCAGCUAAAACAUUACUUCCAGAAAGUGUAUGGGAUCAUAGUGAAAUGGGAAUGUCAGAUAUUGAAGAGAAAGAUGAGAAUUCUUCUUCUGGUGCAAGUAGAGCAGGGUCUGAAGGACCAGCAGAACAUUGCAGAGAGCAUACUUUAAAUUCUAAACGGCACUAUUCUAUAAAGCACCUUCUACCAGACAGGCUUGAUGCUGCUAAAAAUAAAUCUAGAAUUACACCUAAAUUUAAAUCAGAAUCACUGGGAUUGGAAAGACUUCUUCCUAUUGGAUUUCCUUUAACUAGUAUUACAUCAGGUGAAAGUCUCCAAUUAUUUGACAAAGAAGAUAGAAUAAUAACUAGUACAUCUUUUGGUGUAAAUGACAACAAUACUAAAUCUUCUAGUUGGUCAUCAUUAAAGAAGAAAACUGUGGAUGAUUACAGUAAUGGGUCGAUUGCUAAGGAUGUAGAGGAUCACUCAUCAUUUCAGCAUUUUAAUUGUGUAUCAUCUUCAUCGGAAAGUCCAAAGCUAGACCUCAAAGCUAUGGGAGUAAAUAGUGGAGAUAUGGAAGCUGUCAGUGUAUCUGACACAAGGCCCAACAUGGGAGAUCCAGUGACUGGUUUAGAUUCAACAAGUAAAACCACCUCAGGGCUGUUAGGAAACUUUCUUUUGCCCACAAGACUGUUAAGAAACAGACAAAUUUCUAAAUCUGAGAGGCAGCUAAAAGCAUCUAGUACUCCAGAAUUUGUAACUAGUAGCAGUGAAGAUGUUAGACAGAAACAAGAAGCUCGUAGGCCAUGGUCAUAUGUUUACAGUGAAAAGGAAGCUCAGAGACUCCUAGAUAAUAAUUCAUCUACCUCAAGUAGUAUUUCUACUGUUCAAAGGUUUAUGCAUUAUCCAGAUGAAACAGUUAUUUCUAAAUCUGAAGAGCAUUCUUCAGGUACUGACAGUGUAUUGCCCUUCUUUACUAGAUAUUCAUCUGUUCGUUCAACUAGUACUCGUUUCUCAGGAAAUGAUGGUGUAUUACAGAAAUUUAGAAAAAGUUUCUCACUCCGGUUCCAAAAAGGAAGAAAAUCAGGUUCACCUCCACAGUCCACCAUUGGUCAAGAAGGAGUUGGUAGCUCAAAUGAGCCUGUUAUUCCUCAAGUAGUGCUUCCUGAUACAAAUGAACACGUGUGUACAUCUAGCUCAGAGGUUUUGGAAUCUUCUGCAAGCUCUGCUGACCAGGAUCAAACAAAUCAGAAAAACAGGACAGAGGACUCAGAUUUUGGCUUCAAAAUAGGUCCCUUGAUUCUUAGAACAUCCAGGGAGCGUCGGAAAGCUAAGAGGCUGAAAAAAGAUGCUAGAGAGUCCAAAUGCAACAGUGCUGAUAGUGGAAUACAGUUGGAAUCUCUGUUCCCGAAUAGUGAGGGUCCAACAGAGUCAAGUUCAGCAGCUGAUAGUCCUGCUGUCAUUCGACGGCGAGCAGCUUCAACCUCAGAGUCUUCUCCAAAAGUUAAACCUCCACAGCGUCCACAUUCUGACACUGGUGGAAGUUUGGCUGAAGCUUUAUCUAUCCAGCUGGGUGAAAGAUCAAGAAGUACAAAAGAGAGAAGGCCAUCAUUAGAUCUGUCCAAUACAGGACUUCUUCAGUCAUUACAGAAAGUACCAAGUGUUGAGAGGCAAAUGUCAACACCUCCACCAAUUAAAGUUCGCACAGAAAGAUCCAGACCACUGCUUAGAAGACAUAAGGCACGAUCAAAACUCAGGCGCUCCAUUAGCCAACCUUUAGAUCUGGAAAAGCUGGGAGUGGGUGUGAAAAUUGAGGAUAAUUUACAUGGGAUUUCAGACCAUAGUGCUAGUGUGGCAUCUUCAGAUGAUGAAUUUUCUUCAGAUGGAGAGGGACAUCAUGCAUUUUCAAACAGAGACACGUCAUUCAGAGAAGUGUAUGGGGAUUCUGUCACCUUUGCUGAAGCCCUUUGGGAUCAUGUGACAAUUGAUACAGAGGAAUUAGCCUUUAAGGCUGGUGAGGUGAUCGAGGUAACUGAUUCAAUGGACAAAGACUGGUGGUGGGGUUCAGUGGCUGACCGAAGUGGUUGGUUCCCUGCUGCAUUUGUUCGGUUACGUGUAAACCAGGAAGAUACAGUUGAGGACUGUAUUAGUAAAAUGGCUGAUGGAACACUCACAAGGCAGCCUCCACGUAAGAUGAGCGUUAGUUUACUUAGCAAUGAGCAGGUUCGAGCUAAUGUAAUUCAAGAGAUUAUAAGCACCGAAAAGGAUUUUGUUCAGCACUUAGAAGAUGUGGUAGAGGGUUACCUGAAACAAGUCCGUCGUCGACCAGACAUGUUUUCAGCUGACAGAAUCACCACAGUGUUUGGUAACAUUCAAGAAAUCUACAGAUUUCAGAGCAGUUUCCUGCAGCAACUUGAAGCUUGUAUUGACUGGGAUGCUCCUUACAAGAGUCUAAUUGGAGACUGUUUCUCUCAACAUAAAGAAGAGUUCAGAAUCUACUCUGAUUACUGUAAUAACCAUCCUUUAGCAGUCAGUGAAUUACAAGAGAUGUACAGUUAUCCAAAAUACUGUCAGUUUUUUGAGGCUUGCAGACUUCUUCAAGAUAUGAUAGAUAUCUCACUUGAUGGUUUUCUCUUGACCCCUGUCCAGAAGAUAUGUAAGUAUCCUUUGCAGCUAGCAGAACUGCUCAAGUACACUCAUGUUGACCACCCCGAUUACCAGCCAGUCAAGAAUGCCUUGGAAGCCAUGCGAGAAGUGGCCCAGCUGGUCAAUGAAAGGAAACGUAGAAUGGAGUGUUUAGAAAGACUAGCUGAAUGGCAGCAGUCAGUUGAUGGAUGGGAGGGCCCUGAUCUUCUCACAACUGCUUCUGUUCUGAUUCACAAUGGGGACGUCACUCGUGUUUCUCCGGCCUGGUCUCGUGAACAUAGUUUGUUCUUGUUCGACCAUCUUUUAAUUUAUUGUAAAAAGGAUCUAUUAAAAAGGAACAACUUUGUGUAUAAAGGAAGAAUACCUUUAGAUUUUUCCCAGGUUCUUGAUGUAGAAGAUGGAAAAGAUUCUCAGUUUGGAGUGACUGUGAAACAUGCAUGGAAGAUCUAUUGUGGAAGUAGAGAGAAAUGGUUCAUGUUUUACACCAAAACAGCAGCUGAGAAAGAUCGUUGGAUGCAGGCAUUUAAGGAAGAAAGAAAGCUUGUUGAAGAAGACAAAGAACAAGGUUUCAUUAUCACGGAACAAGCCAAAAAGGCUGCCAAGUUAGCCUUACUUAACAAGCAGAAGCCCAAGAGGCCACGAGCAAAGAUACCAAAGAGCUGUCGACCUCACCCAGAUACUGCAGUGGUUGAACUUUUGCUUGACCAUCCAGGGAGUCCAAAGACCAGGUCAGGAAGUCUCCCGUCCAAUCUUCAUCCUAGCUUGGUGGUGAACUUGGGAAAUAGACACUCCCCACCAAAGAAAAAAGGCUCAGGAUGGUUUCACUUUGGUAGUGGCAAGAAACCCAGAAAAUAAACACUGUAAUAUUGAGACCAGUAAGCAUUACAUAACUCCAAAUUGAACCAGUAGAAAUUUUUCAAUAUAUACUGGUUUGUUAAGUGUUGAGAUGUUCAGCAUUGGUGAAUAUGAAAUGUCAAAAUUCUGAUGAGGUGGCUCUAAAUUACUAGUAUUUAAGACAGUCAGUUCCCAGGAUGUGUGCCAACUGUAAAAAUAAUGUUUUUCUGCACUACCUGUGUUCUAGCUGCAAUUUAAAUUUUACACACUGAUUAAUGAGUUUUACAGUGUGUGUAUGUGUGCAUGUUUUACUCAAAUUCCACUGUGUUGUAUAUAAUAAUUAUGAAAAAUCUUUGGUUUCUGUUGGGUGAUCUUGAAACUAUUAUCGAGUGAAAAGAAAUGGUCAGUGAACGUUUUUUUCUGGCCUUGAAUAAUUAUAUAUAUAUUCAAGAUAUAUUGUAGCAAUAUUAAUCAUAAUAAAGGUUUUUUGCCUUUUAUUUUUCUGUUUUUAUGGAUAAAAAAAUGUGAUCACACUACAAGGUUGUAUGUCUGUAAGGUAGUUCAGUUACUUUUGUGAAAAAUGAGGAAUUGCUUAGUCAGUUUUUUCCACAAAAAUAUGAACCAUUAAAAUUUACUUUAGUUUUUAAACAGGCAUAAUUGAUAGUAAAGUACUAAAAGCACUGAAAAACUUUAUCUGCUCAGGAAUACAUUUAUAAGCUGAUUAGUUGUGUCAAACAUAAUGUAUAUACAUGCUUGGCAAGUAUUGCUCUAUUUAUAAAUGAUUAAAAAAUACCUGGCUAGCCAGUGUUUUUUCAGUGUUGACCUUUGUUUUAUUAUUAUUAACUUACAGACAGAUUUUUUUCAUUUUAUAAAGCUUUUUUUUUUUAAUAUACGAGGCUUCACUUGUAACUUUUGGGGUGGUACACUGCUAAUCCUUGUCCAUUAUAUUUUAAAAUAUAAUGUUACAUAUUUCCUUCCAUCACUAGAAAGUGUGGUUAUUAUGUUAUUAACAACUGGUAUUGUUAUGCCGAUCAUGUCGCAAAAACUUUAGCUCAUAAGUGUGGGACUUGUUUCAGUGUGAAACAAAUGUGUUCUUGGAUAAGUAAGCUGUAUAAUGCCUUUUUACAUGUCAUAUUAAAUAAUUAUACCACAUUUAAAUAUCAUAAUGUUAUACAUUCUUAGCUUGGUGUAGUCUUGUAAUAGUAAUUUUAUAUUGAAUCAGUAUUUGAAACUUAAUCUUACUGUUUAUUGCAGUGUGAUAUAUUUUUUGAUUUAUUUAAGACUGUUUUAAAGUUCUCCUGGAUCUUUAUUAAUGACUACUCCUUCAGACAAGAACGUUUAUAGAAAGUCUUUCAUUGUUAUGCUUUAAUCUUGUCAUUAGCCCAUUGAAAAGUUAGAAGUUGUCUAGUUUAUCCUAAGCAUUUUUGGGUACAAAUGAAAAAUGAGUAAUAUCAUUGUAUGGUUUAUAUAUUUGCUUUCUUUCCAUAAAAUUGUAUUAUAUUUUAAAGAUGGAAAGUUGCUCAAGACAUUUCUACUUCUUUCUUUUUCCUUGCUAUUGAGUUAACAUUCAUUGUGGAUAUACAUAUAUAAUUAAAACUGUUUAAUAUUUCUCUCCCAAUCAUGUGUUGACACAAUUGUAUCGAUGUUAUGACAUUUUUCAAUGUUAUUACUGUACACACACACACACACACAUAUAUAUAUAUAUAUAUAUUGCUUUAAGCAAUCUGAAACUAACAAGUAAAGAUAAGCAGUUUCAGAAUUUGUUCUCAUUUCUUGUGUACUUUAUGGUUUUGAAAGAAGUGCUUGUGAACUAAGAGUCAAAGUAAGGAUCUUUAGACAGUUUUGAAAAUUAAAAAUAAGAAGUAUAGAAAUUAUCUAGGGUUCUGUAAUGCAAUAUGAUUUUAUCACCAAGUUGUAUUACCAACAAAAAUGCAGUAUAAAAAGUGAUUUUAUAAUGUUACCAAAAUUUAAUGAUAUUAACCUUCAGAGAGUGGUUAUGGAUUACCACUUGCUGUUGGUGCAUAAUUUUGUUAAGGAAUUUAUUAACUGAAGAUCAAGUUUUGAGACAUUCUUAUUAUUUCCAAAUGAUCUACUAUGCCACAGCACAGACAUCAACAAUUUAACCCACCUAGUAGCAGUUAUAACAAAUUGAAGCUAUAAAAAAAAUCACUUUCAUUAUUUUAAAAUGUGUUUCAAAGGCAACUAGAAAAACAUAUUAACUACUGUGACUGAAAAAAACAAAAACAUGAUAAGGUUAUCAAAUAGAUCACAUGGAAUUUGUUAAUAGAAUUUUGGUUUCAUACAAAUAGGGACAGGUGAUUGUUGUAAAAGGUCCAAGAAGAGGGGGAAAAAAAAGGUGCAUGACACCAGCUAGUAUUCAAAAAUUAAAAGGUGUAUGAAAAAAAGUACAAAAGUGUUGUGUGUGUGUGCUUUUAAACAUUCAAGUACAUUCUCUUCUUGGAUCUUUCUUUAGUCUUAGAAAUAAGUGUGUGAUAUUAUGCUUUUAAGAAUAAUUGAAAACAGUCAAAAUAAUACAAAUUUCAGGAAGAUUACACAUUGCAUACAUUAUAAAAUAAUAAUAUUACACAUCUGGAUGAAUAAACAAUAAUAGGAUAGCCUUUAUUUGAACAUUAUAAGUUUUAAUUACACUUGAGAAAAUAGAAAUUUCAUAAAAAGGAAAUAUAUACUGAAUAUUAAUAUAUUAUUAAGCAAAUAUAUAAUAUGGAUGAAAAGACUAUCAUCUUAUUUUUAAGUUGAUAGCAUUGUUUUUGUUAACAGAAAUUGCAAUAACAGAAUGCCAUCCUUCAAAUGUGGGAAGGAGCAGUAGUAAUACAUACAAUAUUAGUUUAAAGUGAUAUAAACCCCAUAUUGUGUCUUAUUGAGAGUUGCAAUACUUUAAACACUGAAACAGUUGUUAAAUUUAUGUGAAAUGAAACAUGUUAGUUGUAAUAUUGUUAAGUUUAAUUAUGAAAGACUGAUGUUUUGGCAGUAUAACAUUGAUGGAUGCAUUAGUUGAAUAUACAGUAAAAGUUGUUACAGAAAGACAAAGUGAUUAUAGUGAAAACCCAAGUAUUAACAACUUUUAACAUAAAUAAUGUAGCUACAAAAUGAAUUGUUAGUAAAUGGUUGAGGUAUGUAAUCAGUAAUGCUAAUUUAAUUUCUUUGUUCUAAACUAUUAAUUACCAUAAAAAAAAAUUUUAGAUUCAGUCAGAAAACAGAAUCAUGAACACUUGAUUUUUAACGGCUGAAAUCUACUGACAAUGACAAAAGUAUUAUUAGUUAUGAUACAAUUUUGUUUAGGUUAUGACUACUAUCUAAUAAAUGUUUUCAAAAUAUUUGUUAAUUGAGGCACCAAAUUUAAGGUUAACUUGUUUGUUGAUAGAAUUACUACAUGGUAGUCUUCCAGUAUGUAGAAGCUGUAAACAGUAAUCAAAAGGUGCUAGUCUUAGGUCUGGUGGGUUCCUUUCUGUCUUUAUGAAAACUGUCAGCUCUAAUAAUGAGAAAUUUGGACUUGUUCAUGUGUCUAGUGGUGUUCUAACCACAGAGGAAAUACUUUGACUUGUACAUAGAACAUAAAAUUUGUUAAACAAAACACCUAGUGUUUGACUUAUUAUCAUUUGGUGAUCUGUACAUAGCAAAUUCUUUUGAUCCCUGUGGUGUUUCUUGUGAAUAAAGUAUUUGUAAUCAUGAAAGAAUAA